UCCCACAGCACGAUCGAUCGCGGAGGAAACGGAGUUGCUUUUUAUUCGGGAUUGAACCUAAAUCCAGGUGCUGAAGAGCAGGACACACACAGGUCAGGCGAGGCCCCACAUGCUGUGUCCUUACUUCCAGUGUCCAUUGCACUCCAGGGAGGAAUUUGCCGCUGCGGUGUUACGCAGAAGGGAUGUAUGAGGGUUUCUCUGCUGCCAGCAUUCUUGGACGGUACCGUGUCACCAUGACAGAGCCGGACCCUCACACGGUACCCGCUGGAUCCAUGGACUCCAGGGACGGCCAGGUUGAGAACGACAGCUCAUUCCCCCUCUCCUCGUUGGCCAACCUGUUUGAGGGGGAGGAGGCCUCCCUGACCCCAGAGGUCCCCCAAAACAAGCAAAACCUGCGCAUGAAGUUCCAGGGUGCCUUCAAGAAGGGCAUCUCCAACCCCAUGGACCGGCUGGAAAACACCAUGUAUGAGGCCAAUGUUGUGGCCGGCCCCAAGAAGGCCCCCAUGGACACUCUGUAUGACUACGGAACCUACCACCAACCGAACAACCAGAAAUGGCGCAGGAAGAAGCUGCCUCUGGGAAAGAGUGAGACAGAGGUCAGUAUUGACAAGGGACCUGCCCCAGAACCCCCCAGGGUGUUGAAAGUGUUCAGCCGGAGCAUCCUCUUCGACGCCGUGUCGCGGGCAGAUCCUGGGGCCCUCGAGGGUCUGCUUGAGUAUCUGCGUGUCCAGGAAAAGAGCCUCACGGACGAGGAGUUCAAAGAGCCUUCCACAGGAAAGACCUGCCUGCCCAAAGCGCUGCUCAACCUGUACGGGGGUCAAAAUGACACCAUCCCCCUGCUGGUGGACAUCGCAGAGCAGACUGGGAACCUGUGCGCGUUCAUCAACACACCUUUCCGAGAUGUCUACUACCGCGGCCAGACGGCGCUGCACAUUGCCAUUGAGAGGCGCAGCAAGCAGUACGUGAAGUUGCUGGUGGAGAAGGGGGCAGACGUCCACGCCCAAGCCAGGGGCCGCUUCUUCCAGCCCAAGGACGAGGGAGGGUAUUUCUACUUCGGUGAGCUCCCAUUGUCGCUGGCCGCCUGCACCAACCAGCCAGAGAUGGUGCACUACUUGACGGAGAACGCGCACAAGAAGGCGGACCUGCGCCGACAGGACUCGCGUGGGAACACGGUGCUUCACGCCCUGGUGCACAUUGCCGACAACACUCGUGAUAACACGCGCUUCCUCACCAAGAUGUAUGACCUGCUGCUGGUCAAGAGCGCUCGGCUGUACCCUGACUACAAUCUGGAGACGGUGCUCAACAACGACGGCAUGUCCCCCCUCAUGAUGGCCGCCAAGCUGGGCAAAAUUGGAGUGUUCCAGCACAUCAUCGGCAGGGAGAUCAAAGAUGAGGAGGCGCGUCACCUGUCCCGCAAGUUCAAGGACUGGGCAUACGGGCCCGUGUACUCCUCCCUCUACGACCUGUCCUCCCUGGACACCUGUGGCGAGGAAGUAUCUGUACUCGAGAUCCUGGUCUACAACAGUCGCAUUGAGAAUCGGCACGAGAUGCUGGCAGUUGAGCCCAUCAAUGAACUGCUCAGAGAAAAGUGGCGGAAAUUUGGUGCCAUCAGCUUCUACAUCAGCGUGGUGUCCUACUUGGUGACCAUGAUCAUCUUUACUCUGGUGGCAUACUACCGCCCAUCCGAGGGAACGCCGCCGUACUCAUACACCACCUCUUCGGACUACCUGCGGCUGGCUGGAGAAUUUGUGAUCCUGCUCUCCGGUUUCUUCUUCUUCUUCUCAAAUGUUAAAGACCUCUUCCUGAAGAAAUGCCCAGGGGUGAACUCGUUAUUCGUCGACGGUUCCUUUCAGCUGCUCUACUUCAUUUACUCAGUGCUGGUGCUCGUCACGGCAAUUCUAUACCUCAGUGGAGUCAAGGCCUACAUAACAGUGAUGGUGUUUGCCCUGGUCCUUGGCUGGAUGAACACGCUCUACUUCACCAGAGGCCUCAAGCUCACUGGCACAUACAGCAUCAUGAUUCAAAAGAUUCUCUUCAAGGAUCUCUUCAGGUUUUUGCUCGUCUAUGUGCUCUUCAUGAUUGGAUACGCAUCAGCUCUGGUGUCUCUCCUAACGGCCUGCCCUACCUUGGACAGUCAGUGUCCUCCUGAUGGCUGCCCUGUGUACCCCAAAUGUCGUGACAACACCACAUUCAGCACCUUCCUGCUAGACCUGUUCAAGCUUACCAUUGGCAUGGGCGAGCUGGACAUGAUUGACAAUGCUCAGUACCCAGCUGUCUUCCUCACUUUGCUGGUCACCUACAUUAUUCUCACCUUUGUGUUGCUCCUCAACAUGUUGAUCGCUCUCAUGGGAGAGACUGUGGGCCAGGUGUCCAAAGAGAGCAAGAAGAUUUGGAAGUUGCAGUGGGCUACCACCAUCCUGGGCAUCGAGGGCUCCUUUCCUGUUUGUCUUCGCAAGUCUUUCCGGGUAGGUGAGAUGGUCACUGUGGGCAAGAACCACGAUGGAACACCUGACCGCAGGUGGUGCUUCAGAGUGGAUGAAGUUAACUGGUCUCACUGGAACCAAAACCUGGGAAUCAUCAACGAGGACCCAGGGAAGAAUGAAGCCCUGGUCAAUGGGAUCCAGCAGACCAUCCGGGGCCUAAAGAGAGAUCGCUGGUCAACUGUGGUUCCACGGGUGGUGGAACUGCACAAGAGCCCACCCCAGCAGGACAUGGUCCUGGAGAUGGAACCCUUGAACACUGGACGUAGGAACAGACCAGGGUCCGACAGCCAUAGCUGACGGAGAAGGUGCCAUGGAAAGUCCACGAAGGGGCUAAAAACAGAGCUCCAGGAAACCCACAGAAACACCUGGAAUGGUCUCUGUGAAUCCUGCAAAAGAAAGAAGCAACUCUUCCAGCUUCUUCAGAUACCGCACUGUAACGUCAGAGCACACAGGAAAAGUGCUCAUCAUCGCCUCACUUUCACAAAUGCCUGUUUGUCCCUUGUGCCCAGGCAUACAUCGUACAUCACACAACUGUUCAUUUGAAAAGUUCAACCCUGGCCUAAAAUCCCUGAGAAGAAGCUUGUAGAAUCAGACCCUUGGCAUUGUCCUGUUCCCAGCUCGCCUAUAUUGACUGCUCUGGAUGGCUGCGAUGACUUCACAACACACAACACACAUACACACAAGCAUCUCAGCAUACGGCACCAUGAGCGUUUCCCACCGUCCACAGAUGUCCAGAGCUAUGGCCUCAGAAAAAUGCCUUCAGGUGAACGUCCGCUACCCAGAAACAAAUCCGAAAUGGGACAUCAAUGUCUUGUGAGCUCAGGGAUUGUCAGAAGUAGACAUCUUAAAGUCCAAAUCCAUAUUGAGAGUUUAUAUAUAUAUUUAUACAUAUAAAUUUAGCCUUUAGAUUAUGCUUUUCUCCAAACGCAGAACAAUACAAAGAGUGCCUUACAUCAACAGAAGGAGAGAAGAUAUCUGGGUGCAGACGCGUGAUUUUAGAGCACAGUCAAACACAACGGUAUAAAUCGGGGGAGUGGACUAUAGAGCAGAGCUCUUACAUAGUUAGGUUCAGUGUCUUUGCUAUGACUAUUCCAAGAAUGCGAAAAAAUUUCAAAAACUUGAUCAGUCUGAUUAGGUCGAAAACCGGUGUGUGUCCAUUAUUGUGUCUGUCGUUUCUAUAAAUAUUUAUUCAUCACCACAAGGUGUAAACCAAAAAUUGACCAAAUUCACUUUCCCCAUUUCCACCUCAGAACACACUGGUUUGAACGAUUGCCUCAAGUGACUGGUAGUGUAGUGAUUAGAGUUACUACCUUUGGAUCUAAAGGUUAUGGGUUUAAUUCCUAUAUCUGCCUAUAGUACCCUUGAGCAAGGUAUUUACCUGGUAUUGCUCUGCUAGAAUUACCCAGCCUUAAAUAAGUGUAAGUUGCUUUAGAGAGAAGAAACCAAUAAAUGUAUUUCAGAUAUUCAGCUACAUAGAAAGCUGUACAAAGGUCUAAAUGGAAUUUUUGUACCUUUUUGUGAUUUUUAAUAUUUAACUGCAUUAACAGUAGGAAUGGGGGUGCAGUGGGU
Molecule: messenger RNA, 4052 nt
Organism: Scleropages formosus (Asian bonytongue)
Lineage: Eukaryota; Metazoa; Chordata; Actinopteri; Osteoglossiformes; Osteoglossidae
Gene: trpv4
Product: transient receptor potential cation channel, subfamily V, member 4
Exons: 17
Coding region: 183-2780 (865 amino acids)
Biological process (GO): actin filament organization; osmosensory signaling pathway; calcium ion import across plasma membrane
Cellular component (GO): plasma membrane; cilium
Molecular function (GO): protein binding; calcium channel activity
Source: RefSeq, a predicted model, not a curated record